UACCUUUGCUUCACCUCCCGUAGAGAAGGUGAUGGUGGUUGUCGUAGUAGAGUGACAAACUUUUUUUUCCCCUUUAGUGCGGGAGUCGCGAGAAGGGUAGGUCUGAGAUUUCUGAAGCAAGACCAGACCAUGGCAGGUGGUUAAGAUUCGGAGGAGGAGGAGGGUGGCGAGGUGAAGGCAGCCCGGUACGCGCGUGCGCAGAAGGACGCCGUGGCGGCGGCGGCGGCGGCAGCGCUGGCGCUGGGUAGUGAAGUUGGCUGAAAGCGCUGCUGAUAAAAUGCAUAAGCUUAAAUCAUCUCAGAAGGACAAGGUCCGCCAGUUUAUGGCAGUUACCCAGGCUGGUGAAAGGACUGCUAUAUAUUGCUUAAUGCAGAAUGAAUGGAAACUAGAAGUGGCAACUGACAACUACUUCCAGAACCCUGACUUGUACUACAAAGAAUCCAUGAAAAUUUCAAUAGACAGAAAGAAAUUAGAACAACUGUAUAACAGGUAUAAAGGUCCCUGCAUUCCACAGACAUCUUUGUUGCUCCACCUCACAGACCCACAAGAUGAGAAUAAAAUUGGCAUUGAUGGAAUUCAGCAGUUUUGUGAUGAUUUAAGCCUGGACCCUGCUAGUAUCAGCGUUUUAGUCAUAGCAUGGAAAUUCAGGGCAGCCACUCAGUGUGAAUUCAGUAAAAAGGAAUUUGUAGAUGGCAUGACAGAACUGGGGUGUGAUGCCACAGACAAGUUAAAAGCUCUUUUGCCAAGACUGGAACAAGAAUUAAAAGAUCCUAUGAAGUUUAAAGAUUUUUAUCAGUUUACCUUUAACUUUGCAAAAAACCCUGGACAAAAAGGUUUAGAUCUAGAAAUGGCAAUUGCAUAUUGGAACUUAGUCUUAUCAGGAAGAUUUAAAUUUCUAGAUCUUUGGAAUAAAUUUUUAUUGGAACAUCAUAAAAGAUCAAUUCCCAAAGAUACUUGGAAUCUUCUUUUAGAUUUUGGAAAUAUGAUUGCAGAUGAUAUGUCAAACUAUGAUGAAGAAGGAGCAUGGCCAGUACUAAUAGAUGAUUUUGUGGAAUAUGCACGACCAGUAGUCACAGGAGGAAAACGUAAAGCUUCCUAACCAUAGACUCUUUUCAGUGGACUUAAAUUUGCAGUCUGAACUGCAUCAGGUAAUGAAGACAUUUUGGCCAAUAACUGUGCACACGGUCACUGGUUUCAAAAGUCGUGGUAGAAUUACCACUGAUAAAACAGAAAUCACUACUUCUGCUUCAAGAAAAUGAUGGCUGACUCAUGGACACUGCAAGAAGAAAUCCAGAAGAUAGUCCAGGCUGUUUGUAGAAUAUUGGCUUCAAUUAUUGUACUGGUUGUAUCAUAUAGGAUGUAGAUUUUGCAUGAUUUUAUACCUUGGAAAAGUUUAACUAGAGGCCAUUUUAGAAAAGUUUUGACAGCACAGCAUGCCAUUCAGUUCAUAACCCAGGGUGAACACCAGCAGUUACAUAAUUACAACUGUAUUAUAUUGUACUUAUAUUAAAAGCAGUAUUUGUGGUAUAUAAAUUAAAUCCCUAAAUAAAAUACGUGGUAUGUGGUAUUUUUAUACAAACUUUAAAGCUGUUGAGAUAAUGCAGUGAAGUAUUUGUUGACACAUAUAUACAGCCUGGUGCCAGGAUUCUAGUUGAACAGCAAGGCCAGUCAGAUCCAUUUUUAAUAUUUUGAUUUCCUCAUUCCAACAUUGACCUGAAUGAGAUUUGUUUGUACUUGACCAGUAAAGAAUCAGUGAAAUGCCUCUAUUGUAGUUAAUGUUAAUAUUCUAAAUUUUGAAUCAACCAAAAACAUACUGGUAUUUCAUGCUUGAUUAUGAAUAUACUAAGUAUAUUAUGAAUAUGGACAUGCUCCAGCCCAUGUUAAAACUAUUUUAAGUUCCACUGAUCUCUGUGUAAGCGAAGUGUGUGUGUGUGUGUGUGUGUGUGUGUGUAUAUGCUUCAUUCUCCCAUUGAAACCAAAGGCAUAUAGAAGUGUUGAACAGUGCAAACCAGUGUAGGUCUGCUCAGAAGUAAAACCCCUUGCAUUUACUGGGCUAAAUUCCCAGCUAAGAAUGCAUAGGAUUGCAGCCUUAUUUUAGCUUGAUCGUGUCUUAUAUGUGAUUCAUUCUCUGGGUGCUGAGUAUUCCUAAAUAGGUAAUGGUACAUUGGUCUUCAAGGUAGUUAGGAUGUAUAGAUAUACAGCUGGUGAGUCUAGGCCCACAUCUGGCUCUGAAUCCACAACCUUGACUUAAAGUGGGUAAUACCGAUGGUACCACCACCAAAGGGGACAGAGCUACAGUGCCUCCUUGCAGCACAGGUAUCUAGCUGAUGCACUUUUAUCAACUUUAUCUUAAAUACCCUCUUCUAUGUAACUCUUAAAACUGUGGAGCCCCUGUUCUCUUUUGUAAGUGGUCAUCUUAGAAAGUAAUAGAGAAAGGGAAUUCAUGCAAUGAAUUAUGUUAGGUCCCAUGUUGCAAAUUGUGCCUGAUAAAAUUGAAGACUUGGCAGAUUUUCUCUGUGAGUGUCUGUAUGUAAUGCCAGGUUAUACAGCACAAAAGUGGUGAAUUAGCUGAUUUUUUCAACUGGUGAACGUAAAUGCAUAUCUGCAAAAGUAUUUUUUUCCCCUUAGUAAGAAAUAUGAGGUCUACGUGUUGCUUAUCUUUCUUACUACCACUAGAUGCCAGUGUGUCAUCUUGUAGACAUUUUUCAUUGUGCAUCCAAGCAGUUAGACAAUAAUCAAUGUGGAAUAUUUAAGUAUAGCAUAAUUAGAAGGGUGUUCAAUUUUCUUGAUACAUUUGUUGAAGAAUAUAUGUGAAAAAUUAAAUUAAUUCAGAGUGGGUCUGGAACAAGAAAUGCUCAAAAAGGUUAGAGUGAAAAACUGCACUUACACAAUCAGUGAUAAUGCUUACUAUUAAAUGGUUAGCUCUUUUAAUGUUUUCGGAUAACCGGUAGGGUUUGAUAACCACUUCUAAUCCAAGUUUUAAUAUGGAGACACACGUAUUGCAGACUAAACAUGAAAAUCUUGGCAUGUUGAUAGCUUGCAUUAAAGCUGAACCACUUAAUAUAUUUGGACAUUCAGAUUGCAAUCAUCAAGCUCAUGUUAUUUUGUUCACAUGGUUUCAGGGUAUAUGUCUUUAACACUCUUUUAUGAUAGGCAGUAUUCCAGAAAUAUAGCAUCAUUUAGUUGAAGUUGACCUGAAUGUGUUUACAUUUCCUUGAGAUACUGAGAGAUUUAGAUUAUCAUAGGGAUCCAAGUUGAUCCUGGGACAAGGUGAUAACUAAUGGUGAACAGGUAUCUAAAUAGGCUCUGCAAAACUAAGAUAUGAAUUCAAUAGCAUGUCUUGGUUUUGCUGCUCAGAUACUAUGGCUUUUAAUGAAAUUGAGAUUAUUUUGUCUGUGUAAGACCAAACAGGGUCUGCAUUUCUUAACUGUAUAGUGCAUUAAGUUGCACAGUACUUUAUAAUCAUAAGUUUGUCAUCAAUAGUGGGAAGUGAUACAUAAAAGAUCAUAAGUGCAGAACAAUGUCAAUGUUAAUAUUUGUCUUCAUCAGAACCAGCCUGGAAAGCAAGUCACUAUUUCCAUAUCAUGUAGUGGGAACCAGGGCUGGAGUGAGAAUGCCUUGCUAUAGACCAAACAAAAACCAUAGGAGUUCAACCUGGGAGUUCAGGGCACCUCUCUCGAGCUCUCAUCAGUUGUGUCAGUAGAUUCAUGCAUGACAAUUGUACAACUCCAAAAUGCUACAAUCUUAAUAGCAAUAAACCAAUUGUUACCUGA
Molecule: messenger RNA, 3773 nt
Organism: Varanus komodoensis (Komodo dragon)
Lineage: Eukaryota; Metazoa; Chordata; Lepidosauria; Squamata; Varanidae
Gene: DCUN1D2
Product: defective in cullin neddylation 1 domain containing 2
Exons: 8
Coding region: 278-1099 (273 amino acids)
Biological process (GO): protein neddylation; positive regulation of ubiquitin-protein transferase activity
Cellular component (GO): ubiquitin ligase complex
Molecular function (GO): cullin family protein binding; ubiquitin-like protein binding; ubiquitin conjugating enzyme binding
Source: RefSeq, a predicted model, not a curated record